Messenger RNA from Trichobilharzia regenti, 1494 nucleotides. Lineage: Eukaryota; Metazoa; Platyhelminthes; Trematoda; Strigeidida; Schistosomatidae. The record is from the annotation of a GenBank genome assembly.
AUGAACGAUCAAGAAAAUUCGACACGUGGUGCUUUCCAGAUAUCUCAUAUACUGGGAACGUCGCUACGUUCAAGCGAGACUUCGGCAAGAGAACUGUUGGGAUCUUCAACAAAUCAAGCACGCUUGAUUCAGAGAGAAGAAGUAGAGAGCCUUAUUGAAGAAACAGAUAUACAACAAAGCGUUUACAAUUUCGCCCCCAAACUGUACAAACCGAGUGAUUCAUCUGCGUCAUCAUCUUCUACUCCUUUUCCGGAAUCAAGAAGAACGCUACCAAGUCUUCCAAAAUCUUUAUCCACGUCGAUAAUAUCUGCUGAGCAGUACUGCAAUAAGGGAAAUCAACCUGACAGCAUUUGGCAUUGGGAAAUUAUUGAUACAGAAAAUGAAUAUGUGCCAUCAUUUUAUCAUACUAAGCGAUAUCAUUCGGAUGGUUCCGUUCCAGUAGCUUAUAAACAUGCCAACUUAUUGCGAAUACCAAAUGAACAUACCAGAUAUACUCAAAACAGUCGAGUGGGUAACGAAAGGGAGAGUCGUCUUUCCUCUCCACUGCAGAAUAAGCAUCUAACUACUAAGCGUGAUAUUGGCAGUUCUACAUCAAAUGCGACAACUAGAAUCAAUACGUGUAAGAAAACGGUGUACAUAUGCUGAUUUGAGAUGUCGCAGAAAUGAUCGAAUUGAAGUUCGUCAACCUCUACAGAAGUUAAAUGUAAAUACACUGGGAAAAUGGAUUAGGCCAAAUAAAAAUAACUCAAAUGAGGCAGUGGAUUUCACACAAGCUGCAGCUGUCAAUCAGUCUUCACACCUUACUAUGCGAAAAUCAGCGAAAUCGGUUAGGAUAAAGGCUUUAAAUAUAAAAUUUCGUCAGAUGAAACCCAUAAUGAAUGGCGUGAAGAGCAGAAGAAACCGCCUACUUGUCAACCGAAUCAAAUAACGAAAAAUGAUUAUAAUUAAAUCGUUGUAGAUGACGCAUUCCUUGUGCCUUACUAUACGUGAUGAGAAGGUUGUCUUUCAGAUUGUUGAGUACAUUGUAAAGAUUGAUGCUUCAAAUGUUAUUGUUAUUAUUCAUAAAAGAUUAUGACUUUUGUUGGAAUGAAAAGAGAAAACAAGAAUGACGUUUUGAAAGUUUACGUUAAUCUUUCGCUUGUUCGAAUAUCAGCAAUGCUGUGUUACUUCUUUUUACUUACUGAAUUUGCGUAUGCAGACAAGAGAUUUCACUGGCGCAAUUAUCAUGCAAGCAUGUGCACAAUUGAUAAACAGUGUGAUAUCUCUAAAAUAUUUGUGUUUAUGGAGUUCAUCUUGUUAUAAGUCGUUCCUACGCUUAUUCUCAUCCAGGUGAUGGAUAGAAAUGAACAAACAAUUUGCCAUUUGUGUUGUUGUUGUUGUUCUUGUUUCUUUUACACAGUCUUUCGACUGUUUGUUCUUCUUGAUAAACUUUUUUUGUUAAAAUGUUGAAUAAAACGCGGUAUAAUGAUGAAGAAUUAAAGUGUUUUUAUUUUU